AUGGCGAGCAUGGACUACUACCGCAAGUCGACGCUGGGCAAGUGCCUGACGGACGCGCUCGACGAGCUCGUGUCCAACGGUACCAUCACGCCCGACCUCGCCGUCCGCGUUAUACUGCAGUUCGAUAAGUCGCUUGUGGAGGCUCUCGAAACCAAAGUCAAGUCCAAAACCAACUUCAAGGGCCACCUGCACACGUACCGGUUCUGUGAGAGCCUGUGGACGUUCAUUCUGACGGACGCGGUGUUUCAGACAGACGGUGAGGUGCAGAUGGUGGACCGCGUCAAGAUCGUGGCCGCUGACUCCAAGCUCAUCGCCAGAUAG
This is a messenger RNA of Closterium sp. Naga37s-1, 321 nucleotides long. Lineage: Eukaryota; Viridiplantae; Streptophyta; Zygnematophyceae; Desmidiales; Closteriaceae. The record is from the annotation of a GenBank genome assembly.